UUUGUCUUGGUUCAAAGGGUGAUGUCUGGGCGACAAUUUAAGAUCGUUGGAAACGCUCCUGAGAUGGGCAGUUGGGUCCUUUCUAAAGUGGAGAACAUGACACAGACUCCUGUAGAUGUCUGGGCCAGCGCUGUGACAUUGAGGAAGGGAAUAGCAUACAAGUACAAGCCAUACGUAGUGGACUCUGUGACCGGUUUCACCGAGUGCUUCGCUCACGAGGAACGCCCCUUAACUAUUCCGGAGGAUUAUUGCAAGUCUAAUUAUGUGGAAACAGUGUUUUAUAGCUUGGAGUGCGGUUACCAGUGCCAUAACACCCCUGCUUGCUCCCUCCAUGGUGACCGUAGUCGCCAGGUUAUGUGAUAAUAGAAAUGUAAUAAUGCAGUGCACCAACUCAUAAUCUUUCGGUACAUUUGUUGAAAAAAUAAGCAUUGUACUUCGUAUAUAUAUU
This is a messenger RNA of Cryptomeria japonica (Japanese cedar), 448 nucleotides long. RefSeq lists its product as uncharacterized. The coding region runs from base 22 to 360 and encodes 112 amino acids. NCBI's taxonomy places the organism in Eukaryota, Viridiplantae, Streptophyta, Pinopsida, Cupressales, Cupressaceae. The record is from RefSeq and is a predicted model, not a curated record. The transcript has 2 exons. Gene Ontology annotation, molecular function: starch binding.